AUUAACAGAUCCCAGAAACAAGCUGUCUUAAGACUGAGCGAACUGGGAUACUUGCACAGCGUUGUGCGAAAAGGAUUAGAAAGAAUGUCUGUAACUGGUGCUGGUAGAGUCACUGACAGUUUUGUCGCUGCAUUGCACAAGGAAUUGUCAGAAUAUUACAGAUUCAUAGCCAUAAUGCAAGAGGAAGUGAAUAGAUCUCAAAAUCAAAUGGUAACGUAUGGAGUUACAUUGUCCCAUUUACAUCUUUGGGCAUGCGAUCCUCUGGAAACUCUCAAGUGGUUAGCGAGUAUAGUGAAAGCUUGCCAAGGCCAAAAAGGUGGUGCACUGGCAUCCACUGUCUACGAAUUCAGCUAUCACGGGGACGCCGCUGUGAAAAAUUUAGUCAAAAGAGUUUUGGAGAGUGUUUGCAAUCCCUUGUACAAUAUGCUAAUGAGAUGGAUCGCUGACGGAGAAUUGGACGAUCCGUACAAAGAGUUUUUCAUUCAAGCGUGCAAUGAUGUUAGCGGCGAUAGAAUGUGGCAUGAGAAGUAUCAAGUGAGAAAUUCAAUGGUGCCGUCUUUUCUUAGUAAAGCACAAGCAAACAAGAUUCUAGGAACGGGAAAAAGUAUCAAUUUCUUGCGCGAAGUUUGUAAAGACUUCUCACCGUGGCAAGAUAGGCAUGCAGAUAUGUUCAAAAAUAGCGACGAGGAAUAUAAUGUUGAAAUCUUUUUCGACAUGGAUCCAGACGGUCGUUUGCAAACUAUGAUGGAUGCCGCUUAUAAAGAAACUUCAGCAAGAGUUGUUGAAAUAUUAACAAAACAGUAUCAUCUUAUGGAUCAUUUGCAGGGGAUUAAGGGAUAUCUGUUGCUUGGUCAAGGCCAUUUUAUUCAACAUCUUAUGCACUUGUUAGAGCCUGAAUUAGCUAAACCAGCGAGCUCUUUAUAUCCUCAUAAUAUAUCGUCUAUACUUGAAACUGCGAUAAGAGCAACCAGUACAAAGUUAGAUGAUUUAGAUGUGCAAAAACGUUUGGACGUCAGAUUGUUAGCACCUUCGGAAAGUGAAACAGGAUGGGACGUCUUUAUUCUAGAUUAUAAUGUCGAUGGGCCUAUAGGAACGAUUUUGGAGCCAUGCAGACAGACGUAUCAAACGGUUUUCUUUGCCUUGUGGAAGGCAAAGAGGAUGGAGUCGAUUUUAUCUGCUAUUUGGAAGCAACAGACAACGUCAGCGAAAAUGUUCAGAAAAAUGCCGGAAGUUUUGCCUAUUCAGAAUCACAUUCAUCUAAUUACUAGUAGCAUGGUCCAUUUAGUUCAUCAGAUGCAAUAUUACUUUUUAUUUGAGGUAAUCGAAUGCUCUUGGGAUACGUUUGCGAAGCAACUCCUCCAGGCGUCGUCUCUUGAUGAUAUAAUUGCAGCUCACAGUCAUUUUGUUGAUUCUGUAAGACAUGGUACAUUAUUGGAUGAAAAAUCGCAAGAACUUAUGGAUCACUUACGCUCGGUCUACAGUCCAAUACUGGACCUUCAGAAUCUUGAAGAAACUUUCCUCGCACGUGCGACUCAGGAAUAUGAGGCGAGAUUGAAUGCCGAUAAUUGUGGGAAUACGAAAAAAUGGGGCCGUACAAAUAAAAAAGAUCAAGAAGUUGUAGAAAGGGAGGCAGCAUUCUCAAAAUAUCUAAACACACUUUCAAUACAAUUGAGACUACUUUCUAGAACCUAUCAGGAUCGUGUGAAAAAAUUUUUAUUAAUGCUUGCUUCCGCUGAAGAUGUGUCGCUGCAGUUACUUAGUGUACGAUUAGAUUUUAAUGAAUACUACAAGAGUAAAGAUAGCCGACUAGUUGUGCCGUUAACAUAUCAACAUCGCAGACAAAGUGAUCAGACUUUCUUCGGAUGCAAGUGACAAUUGGCAGCGGAAAAUUUGUCAGAAACCUCCGAUGAUUCAAGUCACCUUUCAAAUAAAUGCUGUACCUCAGCCGAGCAGAAUUCAUCUGAUGUUAAUAACCAUACUCAUCCAAAAUGACGACAGAUGUCAAUCACUCUGUCGCUUUGCACAAAGAAAGGUGUAGAACCAAUUUGAGAAACGCCGAGCUAAGUAAACGAACGUUUAGAUUAUUUUUGGAAAAACAGAUAUUAUCACACGUGGAGGUAGAGAUUCAGAAAAAUAUCCAAGAGCCUCAAAGCCCGUUAACACCUAAUUUUCAUUUUGACGAAAGCGACCUUACUUUGAGCAAGAUGCGAUUAACGCUUUCUCCGUUUCAGACAAUUAUAUCAGAAACGAAAUCGUCCAUAAAAAAUAAUUUAACCUUACCGAACUUAGAAGCUAAAAUGUGCUCUAGUAAUAGAGCUGUAAAAAUAACUAAUACAAUCGUAAAAAGUGACGGUGGUUCUAAUAUUAAUGUUUACGAGAAUCCCUUUCAAAACAAAUCAAAAGUUUCCACUUAUACCGCACCUGUGUCUAAUCAAAAUACCUCAAAUUCUAAAAUGAACACAGCAAUUGAUAAGCAAUCUAACUAUGCACUGAUGUAUGAUAACAGUCCAGAAUGGUUUCAAGAUAACGAGACUGUAUCAGUUCAUGGUUCUCUGUUAAGUGAAACUAUUUCGGACAUUAGCGUGUACAGUAAUUCAGACUUGAGAAGAAAUACUAAUCGCAAACGGUGUCGUUGGAGACGCAUACUUUUUUGUUGUGUCAAUUGAGUUUGACAUUUACAUCAACUGUACAUCGAUAAUCACAAAAUUUAUUUGAGAAAAAGACAUCUGUUUGUCUAAAAUUGAUAUGUAUGUUCUUUUCUUUUUUUUUUUUUAUUUCUUUAGAAAAUUAUAUGUAUAUAAUCCAAUAUAUGCGCUUGGAUUAAUAAUGACAUUCAUUAAUAUUAAUAUGAUCUCUGUAUUGAUAAAUGUUUACUUAUGAAACACGUCUUCUACUAUUUCUGCACUGUUUGCCGUAUUUAUACGAAAUGUUAAUAUUUUAAAUCUUGUGAUUAUUAGAAAAUGGUAUGUCCAAAGUAUAAUUCACAACCUACAAUGUUCAGUAUUGAAAAAGAAUUAAAAUUUAUAUUUUUCACUGUACAAUUGAGUAGUAUAAAGUGGUACCUUUCUGCCAUUUAAUCUUAAGAUAGUAGUAUUGUUUUUAUUUUUCUGUUACAAUAUAUAUAUUUUUGACGUAAUAGAAAAUAUCGUUAUAUAGUUUCAAUACUUUCAUUAUCUACGGAUUUAAUAGAAAUAUUACACAUUGAUAUAUACAUUUUAUUUUUGCAGACUUUUCUUAUUAGACACAAAAGUAUACAUUCUUUUUAAGUACACAUAGACUAUACAUACAUUGUUUAUCACUUAUAAUCAUUUGCCAUAUUUAAUAAGUUACAUUUAACAUAUUUAUUUAAUUCCUUGCCAUAUUAGAAAAUUAAUGCUCUUCAGAAAACAAACUAUUUUUAUAUUAUUGAAAAAUGUAUUAUUAUGUAUUUAAUAUAUUUAUAAAAUAAAUCCAUUAGAUUACCUUUUUCUUAACUGCAACGUUCAGCAGUAUAAAAUGCAAGUUGUUAUUUAGAUCAUGAAAUAAAAUAAAGUAUAAUGAAUUAAAAAA
Messenger RNA from Wasmannia auropunctata (little fire ant), 3549 nucleotides. RefSeq names its product gamma-tubulin complex component 3 homolog (gene Grip91). Lineage: Eukaryota; Metazoa; Arthropoda; Insecta; Hymenoptera; Formicidae. Gene Ontology annotation, molecular function: gamma-tubulin binding; microtubule minus-end binding. The transcript has 9 exons. Gene Ontology annotation, cellular component: gamma-tubulin small complex; equatorial microtubule organizing center; centrosome. Gene Ontology annotation, biological process: meiotic cell cycle; microtubule nucleation; cytoplasmic microtubule organization. The coding region runs from base 85 to 1872 and encodes 595 amino acids. The record is from RefSeq and is a predicted model, not a curated record.